Messenger RNA from Chenopodium quinoa (quinoa), 2193 nucleotides. RefSeq names its product diacylglycerol kinase 5-like. Gene Ontology annotation, molecular function: ATP-dependent diacylglycerol kinase activity. The record is from RefSeq and is a predicted model, not a curated record. Bases 323 to 1855 code for a protein of 510 amino acids. Lineage: Eukaryota; Viridiplantae; Streptophyta; Magnoliopsida; Caryophyllales; Amaranthaceae. The transcript is spliced from 14 exons.
CAAAAGCCGCCCUCCCUCGUUCGAUAUAGCUAUCUUCUACCUAACUUUCAAGAGUUUGAAUUACAUCAAAACUAACAGAAAAUAAGGCUUUCACUUUUUAACAAAAAAACUACAUCUUUUUUAAGUCAAAAACAAACAAAAAAAAAAAACCAUAGAGGAUUUUAUACAACAGGUUUGAAUUGAGAGUGGUGAUACUGAUAUGAUCAGAAAAAGCUCUACAUCAGAAAAAUCAGGCUAUAAAAGAUAAGAGAGCAGGUGGAAUAUAGAUGUUCCUGGUGCUGCAAAGUUAAUAAGCGUUGGAAAAAGCUUUUCAACUAAUCAAAUGCAUGGAAAAAGGGAACACAUCAAGCAAAUUUUCAGAAAACACAAAUUUAAUUUCAAUCAUAGCAUGGGGGAUCCGGUAUCUGAAUCAAAUGAACAAUUAAAGGAGUUUUGGAUUCCUGAUUAUAUACUGAAUCAAGAUUUUCAGCCUGAAGGCUGCUCAUCUGACAUUCCUGAGUGUCCUGUAAUUGUGUUUGUCAACUCGAAGAGUGGUGGUCAGCUUGGUGGAAAUCUUCUUGAAACAUAUCGUUCAUUACUAAAUACUAAUCAGGUGGUUGAUUUGUUGGAACAAGCUCCUGAUAAGUUUCUAAGUACACUCUAUCUUAAUCUGGAAAACCUAAAGAAAAAGGAAGAUGAUUUGGCUAUAAAGAUCCAGGAGAAACUCAGACUAGUUGUUGCCGGUGGUGAUGGUACCGCUGGAUGGAUUCUUGGUGUUGUUUGCGACUUGAAGUUGUCUCAUCCUCCUCCUAUUGCUACUAUGCCCCUUGGUACAGGAAACAACCUCCCUUUUGCAUUUGGUUGGGGAAAAAAAAACCCAGGUACUGAUCAACCAUCUGUAAAGUCGUUCUUGAAUCAAGUCAUGAAGGCAAAAGAAAUGAAGAUUGACAACUGGCAUAUCCUCAUGAGGAUGAAGAUCCCAACUGAAGGAAAUUGUGAACCGAUUGCCCCUCUUGAGUUGCCACAUUCACUAAAUGCAUUUCAUCGUGUUUCCCCAACAGAUUCUUCUAACAUGGAAGGCCACCUUACAUUCCGUGGUGGGUUCUGGAACUACUUCAGCAUGGGAAUGGAUGCCCAAGUGUCAUACGCAUUUCAUUCUGAGAGGAAGUUGAAUCCUGAAAAGUUUAAAAAUCAGUUGGUCAAUCAGAGUACAUAUGCUAAACUUGGGUGCACACAAGGCUGGUUUUUUGCUUCCCUGUUCCAUCCUGCUGAUAAGAAUAUUGCACAGCUGGCAAAGGUGAAGACCAUGAAGAAACCUGGUGGUGAAUGGGAAGAAAUCCAUAUACCUCACAGCAUCAGGUCAAUUGUAUGCCUUAACUUGCCAAGUUUCUCAGGCGGACUAAAUCCUUGGGGGACACCAAACAAGAACAAUAAAGAGUUGACUCCUCCGUAUGUUGAUGAUGGCCUUAUAGAAGUUGUUGGUUUUAGAGAUGCUUGGCAUGGGCUUGUUCUACUAGCUCCGAAUGGCCAUGGGACUCGUCUUGCACAGGCAAAGCGAAUACGUUUUGAGUUUCACAAAGGUGCUACUAACCAUACCUUUAUGAGGAUUGAUGGUGAACCUUGGAAACAGCCUCUACCUGUUGAUGAUGACGCUGUUGUGGUGGAAAUCUCACAUCAUGGUCAGGUGAACAUGCUUGCAACCCAUGACUGCCGUGCAAAAAGUAUACGUGAUCCAUCUUCAUUACAUUAUAGUGCGAAUGAGGACAAUGAUGAUGAAGAUGAUUCUCCAGCCGCAGCUGGUGAAGAGUGGAGCAAAUUUGGUGCUGCUAGCACGUUCAGAAUUCCAGAUGAAGUUGACUUAUCACAUUUAAGUUAGGCCCAUUGCCCACCUCAUUGUGAAUAUCACCAGGCAGUUGUGAGCAAACUCUCAGGGUGGAAUUAAUUCUUUAGUUGCCAUUUAUAUUGGUAAUUGAUUGCAUGUCUUCCAAAUUCAUUAAUAUUCAGUUAUAUAGAUGUAAUGGUUGUUUUCCUCGAGCAAAGAAGUAAAUCAUGGUAUGGUAUUGGUUUCCAGUUUUAAGUCUCCAAUGGUUGAAAAAAUCAUUUGGAGAGCACAAGCAAACUUCAUCUGCCUUAAUUGACUGUAAUUCUUAUUUUCUACAAAGUAUAAUAAGAACAUCAUCAAUUAGCAACCUUCUAAAUGAGGAAUGAGACAAA